Molecule: messenger RNA, 1653 nt
Organism: Verruconis gallopava
Lineage: Eukaryota; Fungi; Ascomycota; Dothideomycetes; Venturiales; Sympoventuriaceae
Exons: 1
Coding region: 1-1653 (550 amino acids)
Molecular function (GO): FAD binding
Source: RefSeq, a predicted model, not a curated record
AUGGCCGCCUUGGAAUGUUUGCGAGACAUAGGCCUUGAUGACGAGUGCAUGAAGGCUGCCAGCGGAGGAGACAACAUGACCCAUACACGAUGGUGCAAGACCAUGACUGGAGAAGAAUAUGCUCGAAUACAUUCCUGGGGAAAUGAUCCAAACAGGCAUGGGGACUAUGAAGCAGCGAGUCCUUGUAGCCACGUCGAUUUGCCUCAGACAUUGUUAGAACCCAUUCUUACUCGAAGGGCUAUCCACACGGGAUGGACGGUGAGAUUUAACACAACGUUUGUGAAAUUCACCCGGCCGUCCCCCCAUAUCGUCGUGAGCGACGUCAGGGAUGAAGUGCUCGGCCUGACGUACAAGAUUGAAUCCAAAUAUCUCUUUGCUUGUGAUGGUGCUAGAAGUCAAAUCGUUCGACAGCUCCAAAUCCCUCUCAUUAGGAAGCCAGGCCAGGGCGUUGCGCUGAACAUCCUUGCCAGAGUGAACAUGACGCACCUCAUGAAGACACGAACAGGAAAUUUGCAUUGGAUCUUCGACCCCACGAAAGAACAUCCGGAGUGGGCGUCCAUGUGCAUCCUUCGCAUGGUUAAGCCGUGGUAUGAAUGGAUGUUCAUUGUUCUCCCUGUCCCAGGAGUCGAUCCUUCUGUGGCGAACUGGGAGGAGCGGAAAGAAGAGUACUUGGAAAGAAUCAAAGCGUGGGUUGGGGAUGAUUCACUUGAUGUCGAGAUCCUCAACGUGAGCAAGUGGACUAUCAACGAGAUUGUGGCUAAGUAUUAUUCCGAUGGCAACAUUCAUUGCUUGGGAGAUGCAGUGCACCGUCACCCACCUUUUAACGGUCUCGGCUCAAACACAUGCAUUCAAGAUGCCUUCAAUCUAGCUUGGAAAAUAGCCUAUGUCGAGAAAGGAAAGGCAGGCAAUUGCCUUUUAAAUACAUACAGCCCAGAGCGCCAGCCUGUGGGAGAAAGCGUAAUUACACGGGCCAAUCAGGGCCUCCGCGACCACUUGCCAUGGCAAGAAGCCAUAGGGAUGAACGAACCGGACGUAGAAGUUCGCAAAGAGAUAGUUGCCGAGUUCGACGAUCCCGGGCCCAAGGGGCGAGCGAGAAGGGAGGCCUUCCAGAAGGGCAUCGCCAAUACCGCAACCGAAUUUCACGGCCUUGGAAUAGAGAUGAACCAACGCUACGCGUCAAGCGCGGUCUAUCUCGCUGACGAGACCGGCCCGGUGCCUCUGCCGAACCAGAAAGAUGAGAAGGAGAAGGUGUUGAGACAUGUCAUCACGACAUACCCGGGAUCUCGCCUGCCGCAUGCCUGGAUCAACACGCGAGCUCCCGGCACACCGCUGUCAACGAUCGACCUUGCUGGACACGGCAGGUUCACGCUGAUAACUGGACCAAGCGGCAGAACUAAUUGGACUGAGGCUGCAAAGCAGGUGAGCGAAGCGCUUGGCGUGGAGAUCAAAGCCUAUUCGCUCGGCUGGAAACAAGACUAUGAGGACGUGUACUCGGACUGGGCCAAGCGCAGGGAGGUUGAAGAAGAUGGAUGCGUUCUCGUGCGACCAGACAGGUUUGUCGCGUGGAGGUCGAUUACCAUGAUAGAUGAUUGCUCUGGCAAACUGCUCAGAGUCAUGAAGAGCGUGCUUUCACUACAAGAUUUGGCAGCAUAG